CAUCCAGUCUAGGCCGAUAUUGCUGGAAACAGUACCAAUUUAAAUAAAUUACUAAUCACUGAACACUAGUCGGGAUAUCAGCCGCGACUGGGAAUAGAACCCGGACCGCUGGCGUUGUAGUCCAACCUGCUAACCACUGCGCCACUGACUCCCUAUUGGUUUGGGAUUUCUUUUUACGCAACUCAAUGCCAUUGUAGAUUCAUUUACCAAUAACUGAUUGGAGGAAUUAUGUUCCUAUAAACAUCUCUAUAAAUGUAUAGCUACUUAUAAAGAACCGGAUAACCUGGUUACGUUAGAAACAAAAUCUGUAUUACAGGUAAAGGACGGAAAUGGUAAACAGUUGGGAUAUUUUACAACAAGUGAUAAUAUUCCGUUUCUUGUUUCUAAAGAGGGAUUCUAUAUUCGUCUUAGAUCGAACAGCAAUGACAACGCUAGAGGUUUUAAUGCUUCAUGGAGUCCUCUACGUAUAAUUGAUGCUGUACAUAUGGGAUGCGCGUCCAAGGGUUGGAAUGUAGCAGUGAAUAUGACCAUCCUGCGUGCACUAUAUCCGGACACUGGCGCAUCUCAGAUUAAACUGUCGGAACAAGAUUGUACAGGUCAGGUAAUGGGGGAUCUGGUUGUGUUCAAACAGAGCUACACAAAAUGUUCGACAACAUCAAAGACAACCGGAGAUACAUUGAUAUACGACAAUCAACUUGUGUACCCGGAGUCCAGGACACCUUUCCCAAUUAUAGUUCAUGGAUACAGAUGGAGGGUUGACGUAGAAUGUGAUGUAUCCAGAGUGGAAGAGGUAUCUACAAACUUCCAUCCAAACCGAACAAUUAUAAACGAAAACCAGCACGUUAGUUCCUCGUCACAUUACAAAUCAGAAGUGAAGUUUUUCUCUGAUGGUACAUUCUACAAGCAGAUAUUUGGCAACCCGAUAUCACUGAAAACUGGUGAGAAUGUUUAUGUGUCUGUGACAAUGAAUUCUGAUGAUGUUCAAGUGAAAAUGAGACUCCACACAUGUUAUACGAAGCCUGAUCCUAAUGCAGAUGCGAGACUCACAUAUCCACUUAUACAAAAUGGGUGCGUGGUUGACCCGGAUACACACAUUCUGUCACAAGGAACGCACGAGACCCGUUUCGUUUUCAGUGCCUUUGAGUUUCCACAGAGUCAUAACAGCGUGUAUAUAUUCUGUAACUCCACGUUCUGCAAGACUACGGACACGAGCGACAGAUGUACACAAGUUUGUCAUGGUUCACCUGCACUUGUUGGACGUUCUCUUUGGACACUGGAUAGCUACGCAGACCGCCAGAAGAGAUUUAUGCUAACUUAAUUGCAUUUCAUGUUACAGUAUCAUUGAAAAUAAACUUUAGAAGAUCUUGA
Molecule: messenger RNA, 1368 nt
Organism: Mercenaria mercenaria
Lineage: Eukaryota; Metazoa; Mollusca; Bivalvia; Venerida; Veneridae
Product: CUB and zona pellucida-like domain-containing protein 1
Exons: 6
Coding region: 485-1318 (277 amino acids)
Source: RefSeq, a predicted model, not a curated record